Molecule: messenger RNA, 585 nt
Organism: Drosophila kikkawai
Lineage: Eukaryota; Metazoa; Arthropoda; Insecta; Diptera; Drosophilidae
Source: RefSeq, a predicted model, not a curated record
AAUUUAAUAAACCUUUGGGGGCAUAGCAGGCAGAUUGUAAAGUUAUCAGUCACUGAAAUACACUUCAACUAUACGUGCAAAAUAAAAAAAAAACAGGAAGAAUACAACAGCACCAUUAAUAUAUACAAAACAUUAAUCAUGACAGAUCCCGAGAUCGUAUUUAUGGAUCAGCUCCUGCACCACCGUGCGGUGUCCAGUCAGAUCGAGAAUACCCUAUUUAACUAUGAUAGGCGGAGCUCUUGGUUUCCACGUUCCCAGUGGGAACAGUACUCCCGAAUCUCCGAGAUAUAUGCCGACUGCUUCGAUAAAUACGGAGCGGAAAUAUUCGGGCUCUACGCGAAAAGGAAUCGCCUUCACGAGAAAUACAUUCAGAGAACUAUGGCUGAUAUUCAGAAGGAAAAUCGACAGGUGGAAAUUUCCAUGGACCAUUUGGCGGCCUACAAGUUUCCAAGGACGACCAACGGGGUAUAUGGAAGUAUUCGCCCAUCUAAAUUAUUCUUAUGUAUGGAGGAACCUAAUUGAUUUUUUAAAUGUCUUCGUAUUAUAUAUAUUCAAAUAAAUAUUCACAGGGAAUGCAAAUGCAAA